AUGUCACCGGUUGGAUUACCACCUGGUUUUAGGUUUCAUCCAACUGAUGAAGAACUUGUCAACUAUUAUCUCAAGAGGAAGAUCAAUGGCCAAGAAAUUGAACUUGAUAUCAUUCCUGAGGUUGAUCUCUACAAAUGUGAACCAUGGGAAUUAGCAGAGAAAUCAUUUUUGCCAAGUAGAGACCCAGAGUGGUACUUCUUUGGACCAAGGGAUAGGAAAUACCCCAAUGGGUUCAGAACAAAUAGAGCAACUAGAGCAGGGUACUGGAAAUCUACUGGGAAAGAUAGAAGAGUUUCAUGCCAAAGCAAACCUAUUGGUAUGAAGAAGACUUUGGUUUACUACAGAGGCAGAGCUCCUCAAGGAAUCAGAACUGACUGGGUAAUGCAUGAAUAUCGCCUUGAUGAUAAAGAGUGUGAAGACGCCUCUGGAUUACAGGAUACUUAUGCAUUGUGCCGUGUGUUCAAGAAAAAUGGAAUCUGCUCUGAUAUUGAAGAACAAGGGCAAUGUAGUUUGUCACUAAUUGAAAGCUCCCAAACCAUAAUUAAUGAGUGUGAAACCAUGUCUCCGGAUAUACCAGGGGCAUCAUCUUCUUGUUUGGAAGAGGAAGACAAAGAUGAUUCAUGGAUGCAGUUCAUUACAGAGGAUGCAUGGUAUUCUAAUACAGCAAUGGCUGGUGGUGAAGAAGUCUCACAUGUUACAUUUACUAACUAA
Gastrolobium bilobum is the source of this 711-nucleotide messenger RNA. RefSeq names its product NAC domain-containing protein 54. Bases 1 to 711 code for a protein of 236 amino acids. The record is from RefSeq and is a predicted model, not a curated record. The transcript has 3 exons. Gene Ontology annotation, molecular function: DNA binding. Gene Ontology annotation, biological process: regulation of DNA-templated transcription. Lineage: Eukaryota; Viridiplantae; Streptophyta; Magnoliopsida; Fabales; Fabaceae.